Messenger RNA from Ricinus communis (castor bean), 1202 nucleotides. RefSeq names its product dynein light chain LC6, flagellar outer arm. The transcript is spliced from 2 exons. The record is from RefSeq and is a predicted model, not a curated record. Lineage: Eukaryota; Viridiplantae; Streptophyta; Magnoliopsida; Malpighiales; Euphorbiaceae. Gene Ontology annotation, molecular function: dynein intermediate chain binding; dynein light intermediate chain binding. Bases 360 to 641 code for a protein of 93 amino acids. Gene Ontology annotation, biological process: microtubule-based process. Gene Ontology annotation, cellular component: dynein complex.
AGUAGUCUUUCAGUUCCCCAUUUUGGCAGAAUUAUCAAGCCUUGAAUGGUCCAUUCAUCAGCGCUUUCGUGGAAGAAAUGGAAGUGGACGGAGAAAGGAAAGGGGAAAGCGGCGAACGCAGACAAAAAAGAACCUGAAAGGGCUACGUGCUAAUCGAAAACUACCCGUGCCCAACGGAACUCAAAUUGGCCAUUUAUUUUCAUCUUCCUCAUCAAGUAAAGUUUAUAUUAAUUGGAGCAAACCCAAAUCAUAUAAUGAGAAACUUUUCGUUAGAGGUUGCAUCUAAUUUCAUUGAAUACAUAUAUACCCACAAAAACAACACAUUUGAAAAUAAAAGUAGUUAUCAGUUCUGUUAAAAGAUGUUGGAAGGAAAGGCUAUGGUGAAGGAAACAGACAUGCCAGUGAAGAUGCAGAUGCAAGCCAUGGCAUGUGCUUCUCAAGCUCUCGACGUCUAUGAUGUUUCUGAUUGUAUUUUUAUUGCUGCCCAUAUCAAGAAGGAAUUUGAUAAGAAGAAUGGUGGUGGAUGGCAAUGUGUGGUGGGUUCAAGCUUUGGGGGUUUUUUCACUCACACAGAGGGUACUUUCAUCUAUUUUGCCUUGGAGUCCCUCAAUUUCCUUAUCUUCAAGGGAGCUUCUUCUUAAUGGAUCCUUACAUUUUUAGCGUAUGUGCAUGCAUAAGAAGCUGCUGGAAGUUUUUUUUAUUUUAAAAAAAAAUCGCACGCAGCUAGAGGUAGAGUAUAUAGCUAAAAAUGUUCUUAAUUACCUUCUUUCUGCAAUUAAUGGAGCAUCAACUACUUCAUGCUAGUAUUAGACAAAUACUAAUUGCAUCAUAUUUACAAUGCUGGCUGCCUCUGCUUUUUGGUUUGAGCGUAGAGCAGUUUACAGCUCCAUACAGACAGUGAUAGAGUCGAAGACAGAAAAAGGCGCAAAGUAAAGAAAAGGGUUGGGAAGUUGCCAUUACCAAGACAUUCGAAAUUUGCAGCAAGUGAAGCAAACAGCUGCAAGAAAGAAUUGUUGGUUGUGAACCUUAAUAAUUGGAAUAAGAAAAUGCACCUGUUUCAUUUGGUGGUAGAAAUCGUUUGAUUAUAUGCUUUGAUGUGACAUGGAAAGACUAGGGUUCUUUCAUUCGAAAUUUUAUCCAUUUGUAUGUAAUAACACAGUAAGAAUGUUAUCCAAGUUGAUCCUUGACCUGACGUUACCUUA